UGCUACAGCACAGCCGACAGCCUCAGUCUGCGGCUCAUUCACUGUCGGUCGCGCUCGCAAAACACAAACAUAACGAAUAAAACUUUUAACUAGCAGUAUUACGCGAUAGUACAACAUUCUAUAAACUAUAAACAAUUCCACUUAAAGAACGCAUCCGCGCUAGAUAAGCAACAAGUGUGGCAACCCCGAACACCCCUUAGCGACCUAAAGCCGAAAUUCAUUCGCAGCAGCUGCGAGCGAAGGGAAAGAGAGACGAGGUGUGGAGAGAGCCAAAACAAAUCGAAAAUAUUGUUUGUUUUGCCACAAUUGUCAAACGGAGCUACAAUUAAAACAAAAACAAAACUAGCAACAACAACAACACAGAAUCAGUGCGAAGAACAACUAGGAACGUGGCACUUUGCAGCAAGUAAACAAACUUGCGCCCCGCCGGCCCCUCUGCCCGCGUGUCAUCAAAAUCUGUUGCAGUAGCUUGGAAAAUAAUUAAAAAAGAAGAUACAAACAAAACUUGUUUUUGUUUCUUCUUCUCCAACAUAGACCGCGAUAACGCCUACACGAGUACAUAAAUUAUAAGAAACUCCAGCGACAGGCACUAAACCAAAAAGGCGAAACCUAAUCAGACAGACUGCCAAGAUGAUAGCUGGCUAUGGACCCGUCACGCAAGCCCUGCUGGGCACGCUGCUCACCUGGGGCCUGACGGCCGCCGGUGCCGCGAUGGUCAUCUUUGUGCGGGGCACCCAGCGACGUUCACUGGAUGCGGCGCUGGGCUUUGCGGCGGGCGUCAUGAUCGCCGCCUCGUUCUGGUCGCUGCUUGGACCGGCCAUCGAAAUGGCCGAGAGCUCGCAUCUGUAUGGCGUCUACUCAUUCCUGCCCGUGGCUGGCGGCUUUCUGCUCGGCUCAAUCUUUGUGUACGGCUGCGACAAGCUGAUGUCGUAUCUGGGCCUGAACAGCACCAACAUGAUGAUACAGAUGACGCAGAGCAAGGACAAGGCCGACAUUGCCAUUGACGAGCUGAAGCGCAACGGUGCCGCCGCGAGUGCACGCCAUGCGUCCAAGAGCUUGGACAGCUUCUCGGAUUGCCUGAGCGUGCAGCACAGUGGCGAGUCGCGUCGCCGCAAGAAGGGCAGCAUUAGCGACAUGGAGCAGUGCACAUACACAGCGGAGGCGACGCUGGAACAGCAGCGCGCACAGGAGGCGUUGUCGCAAUGGAAACGCAUCAUGCUGCUGGUGGUGGCCAUUACCGUGCACAAUAUACCCGAAGGCCUGGCGGUCGGUGUCAGCUUCGGCGCUGUCGGCACCACGAACAGCUCCACAUUCGAGAGUGCACGCAAUCUGGCCAUUGGCAUUGGCAUACAAAACUUUCCCGAGGGUUUGGCCGUCAGCCUGCCGCUGCAUGCAGCCGGAUUUAGUGUGAUGCGCUCGCUCUGGUAUGGCCAGCUGUCGGGCAUGGUGGAGCCCAUUUUCGGUGUGCUCGGCGCAGUGGCUGUCACAUUUGCCAAUCUUAUAUUACCCUAUGCGCUGUCCUUUGCUGCCGGUGCCAUGAUCUAUAUUGUGGCCGACGAUAUUCUGCCGGAGGCGCAUGCCAGCGGCAAUGGCACAAUUGCCACAUGGGGCACAGUCUCUGGUUUCUUGAUAAUGAUGUGCCUUGAAGUGGCGCUCUCGUGAUGUGGCCACGCAACAAACAACAACGCAACAAACAACACACAUGUUCCUAGCAGCAUUCCACCAGGGCACAGGCACAGCAAAGGACUCGCAAAUCAUUUUAGUGUAAAUUUAAAUUAUCGCACGUACUUAAUGCGCAUUUGUCUCGUUUGUAAAUAGCUAAAAGGAACCAGGCUUUAUGAUAUUCGUAUUGUCUUGUUCGAACAAUUUUUUAAAAAUGUACAUAAUAUGUGUAUGUAUUUGUUACAAUCUCAGAGAACGUUGCCUGCAGCGCGUUUAACGCCAGCCCAAAAAGCAGAAGAAAAAUCAAAAAAAACCCCAACCGUAACUAAGUAUUUUUAUAUAAG
Messenger RNA from Drosophila montana, 2006 nucleotides. It is a transcript of the gene Zip48C, whose product is annotated as Zinc/iron regulated transporter-related protein 48C. Gene Ontology annotation, cellular component: membrane. Gene Ontology annotation, biological process: zinc ion transmembrane transport. The record is from RefSeq and is a predicted model, not a curated record. The transcript has a single exon. NCBI's taxonomy places the organism in Eukaryota, Metazoa, Arthropoda, Insecta, Diptera, Drosophilidae. Gene Ontology annotation, molecular function: zinc ion transmembrane transporter activity. Bases 631 to 1662 code for a protein of 343 amino acids.